Suillus clintonianus is the source of this 1080-nucleotide messenger RNA. RefSeq lists its product as uncharacterized. Lineage: Eukaryota; Fungi; Basidiomycota; Agaricomycetes; Boletales; Suillaceae. The transcript has 4 exons. The annotation marks the transcript as partial. The record is from RefSeq and is a predicted model, not a curated record.
GGCUUUCUGGGCUGUUCUCCUUUACAACCUACCACCACUAUCUCUCUGGAAUGUCUAGAGCUCUACCAUCAAAUCUGCCGCCGCAAAUCUUCAUUUAGCGUGCAAGCCAUGGUAAAAGUUCUUUGCGCUCUUCUCAAUCGUACUUACUUUCAAUCGUUUCGAGAUCAAUUUGCCAUUGCAUUUGAUGCUUAUCUGUGUAUAUUGUGUCAUGUCCAGAGUCUCGUCGAUCAGGCGCUCGGACGUGAUAGACCCAACUGGAGGAUGAUCAAUGCUUGUCCGCCCUGCAAUUAUAGGCAAGCUAAUGAAGAACCGCUCGACCCGGCUCGACUCGACAGCAUGGAUGGCAAUACUUCGCUGAAGCGUGUUGAUGGAUCUGGCCACGCAGAUGAACGAGUUUUUCCAUCAACUUACUUGAUCCCUCCUUCGGAAGUUGAGUUGUUUAAGGACGAUGUUCGGCUGCGCCCAGGCACUCGCAUCGCCACUGAUGGGUCUCCCACUGCUGCUAGUGACGACUCUGCAUGCACGGAGAAUUGGAAGACGGCCAAUACCGUAACUGAGAACACCAUCACUGUCUUCGAUCAGACAGGAAUUUUCGUCAGCGCCUGUCGUCAUGGCAUUGUACAGACAUUGGUGGAGAUGCGUAAGAGCGGCGAACUUGCAAAAUAUGCGCUAGCCACCACAAACAAGGUUAUUGAUGUCUAUGGUCCAAAUGGUGCCACGGGCUAUGAUAUUGGGUGUUCAUACGGCAAAACUGUUGCCGCCAGUUCGAUCUCAUUGAAGGCCAGUACUAAUCACCAUCGCUUCUUAGUCAAUUCAUUCCAUGGUCACGCUCACAAUCGACAAUGUCAACUACAAUUUCAUCCGCUCUAUCAGAAUGGUCUCGGCAUCGAAGACUUGGAAACUUGCGAACGAGUCUUCUCCGCUUCUAACGCCGUAGCGCCCGUCAUACGUCACGCAUCAUACUUUCAUUGGUUACAGUUCAUCGAGCUUCAUUUUGACCAAUGGGACUCGGAUAAGUACUUGGAACUUAGUAGGUUUUUGCUUGAGUCAAGAUUUGUUGCGCCAAUAACUUUUUUAUAG